Dunckerocampus dactyliophorus (ringed pipefish) is the source of this 2208-nucleotide messenger RNA. RefSeq names its product E3 ubiquitin-protein ligase KCMF1-like. NCBI's taxonomy places the organism in Eukaryota, Metazoa, Chordata, Actinopteri, Syngnathiformes, Syngnathidae. The transcript is spliced from 7 exons. The record is from RefSeq and is a predicted model, not a curated record. Gene Ontology annotation, biological process: synaptic signaling. Bases 156 to 1403 code for a protein of 415 amino acids. Gene Ontology annotation, cellular component: plasma membrane. Gene Ontology annotation, molecular function: zinc ion binding.
GCAGCAGGAGGCGAAGGGGGGCAGCACACCGGAUCCUUCAUGAGGGAAGAGGCCAGGGACAGCCAGCCAGCCCCGGCUUCUCCUCUCUUUGCUAAUAUUAUUAUUUUCCUAUUGCUAGUCAGGCCCGAGUUAGGGACCGCUUUUGGUUUCGUAGGAUGUCCCGUCAUGAAGGCGUGAGCUGUGAUGCAUGUUUAAAAGGCAACUUCCGUGGGCGACGCUACAAAUGUUUGAUCUGCUACGACUACGACCUGUGCGCAUCCUGCUACGAGAGUGGCGCCACCACCACCAGACACACCACGGAGCAUCCCAUGCAGUGUAUAUUAACACGUGUCGACUUUGACUUGUAUUACGGUGGAGAAGCGUUCUCGGUGGAGCAGCCCCAGGCCUUUACGUGUCCCUACUGUGGCAGGAUGGGCUACACUGAGAUGUCCCUGCAGGAGCAUGUGGCUGCAGAGCACACAGAGACCUCCACCGAAGUGAUCUGCCCCAUAUGUGCAGCGCUGCCAGGCGGUGACCCUAAUCACGUGACAGAUGACUUUGCUGCUCAUCUCACACUUGAACACAGAGCACCCAGAGACUUGGAUGAAUCAAGCGGAGUGCGACACGUACGGAGGAUGUUCCACCCCGGACGUGGACUGGGAGGCCCUCGGGCCCGCCGGUCCAACAUGCACUUCACCAGCAACACCACUGGGGGGCUCUCGACCAGUCAGAACGCCUCUCAGAGCUCCAACUAUAGCCGGGAGGCCAUGGACCCCAUAGCAGAGCUUUUAUCCCAGCUUUCGGGCGUACGUCGCUCAGCGGGCGGCCAGCUCAGCUCGGGCCCCUCAGCCUCGCAGCUGCAGCAGCUCCAGAUGCAACUACAGCUCGAACGCCAGCAGGCACAGGCAGCGCGGCAGCAGCUGGAGACGGCCCGGAAUGCCACGCGAGGGGGCAGCCGCACCAAUGCCAUACUCAAUGCCAACUCGGCCGCGGCCAACCCCAACCUGAGCGCCAACCACAACAGCAGCCCCAACCCGGGCCAAUCGGAGAGCCACUUGCAGCACAUGGCUCAUAGCUCUCAGUUUCUACUCAGCAGGCUGAGCGAACCGCGGCUGUCGGAGGCUGAACGCCAGCUAUGUGAGGCCCAGUGGGCCGACAGGAGCUUGUUUGUGACAGAGCUGCUGCUGUCCACGCUGCUGCCCGAUGACGACGCCUCAGCCUCCUCCUCUGAGGAUGAGGAAGACUGUCCUGGCUCGUUGCGGAACUUCGCCGACUUCCAGUCCAUGGGCUGCGUGGAGGUCAUGACCCUGGACGUGGCCCUGGAGAACCUCAACCUCAAAGAGACCGCCCCACCCACUAAGACCACCAAAACAGCCACGAAAACAACGCCGGCUAAAAAAGAGCCGCCAGCCCCGCCUCUUUGAUGACACAGCCCCACCCAUCACCACUCCCUUUCCUGGAAGCAUCAGUGUCACACUGGCCACCUGCCAGUCGACGACAACCAAGACUGCAGUUCUUUUUUUGGCUUCUUGGUUUUAUUUUUGUUUUUAUUCCUCAGUGAUUGUCAUUUCAGCAUUGUUGCGCUCCCCCCACCCAUGUUGUGUACGUUGAAUAAAAAUAGUGAGAAUGGGAACGCAAGCAAGAAAGAGAACUAUACAAAUAUAUUAUUAAAAAAUCUAUAUGAAAGCUGAUAAUCAGUUCCAUGUAACUCCAUUACUUCCCUCAAGCCACGGAGCGGAGGUGCAGUGUGUCCCCCGAAUGGCUGCACAGUGCUGUUACGUAUUAACGGUCAUCCACGCUAACAAGCAUGAGCUUCAAACAUCAUACAGUCGCCACAAGGGGGCGCUCCUUCCCAACAUCACACUGAUUGUCCACUCAAGCCCUUCCCCUUCUUGCGGGUCACGCUUUAUAAGACAUUGGACACUUUGCCUAGCAGUGCCAGUGUCCACUUGUGCACACUACCAUGAGACGAUGCUUUACUCGGAUCUCUUCACUGGGACCAUUUUUUGGGCCUUUUUAUGAUGCACAAACAAACACUGACUGAUGGUUUUUGUCUUUUUUUUUUGUUUGUUUGGAAGACAUCUGUUAAGAUCACAAACCAAUCCUGUCUCAUCACAUGACUUGAAGGAGGGAACCCUGUACGCUCUUUCCAACCUCCACAGAUAAUACAUGAAGAAAUGCAAUGUAUGCAAAGUGCAGGUGAAAUAAACCUUUUCAGUGUGGAGGACA